ACAGUGAAAGGUGGUGUAUCGAACUUCUCUCGUCUCGCUCUGUCACUGGUCGCCUCUCGAGAACCCGACAAGGCGUCUUCACGUUAACUACUCAGUCCCCCGUGAAAAUGUUUGCCUUGGGUACCGGCCGCUUACCCUACCUGCUUCUGCUGGUGGCCUUCCUCUGCUUCCUGCUCCCUCUGGCGGCCGAAGCGGAGACCUCUGAGGAUGAGUUCCGAGGGGCAGGAGGCGGAGGAGGAGGUGGUGGAGGAGGAGGAGGAGGAGGAGGAGGAAGUGUGAACGGCAGGGAGAGCAGGAGAGGAAACCGGAACGCGAGGAACAAAGAGGAGAACGAGAUCCAGCGCCCACGCAGCAGGAGGAAAGGAGGCCAGAGCCGAGUGAAGGUCACCAUGGCGACCCUGCAGCAGGCGGUGACUGAGGCCCUGGAGGAGCAGCUGGAGCCCCUGAACACCGCCCUCAGGCUCAUCCGUCUCGACGCCUUUGCAGAGAACAUCCAUCGCCAGCUGGGGACAAUGGAGCACAUUCAGAGUAAACUGCUGACGGAGUAUGGCGAGUUGAGGGCGUCCGUCAGCGAGGUCGGAAGGAACACUCUGGAACUGAGCAGGCAGGUUGCAGGUCUUGAUAGCCGAGUGGCGGCGCUUGACCGGACUCUCAACCGUCGCCGCGGUGGUGAUGACCUUCUCUCCGACCGCCUGGACAGCGAAGACUACCCUCAGGCCAGUAUGAGCCACGACCUCUCCGACGUCACCGAGGCUGUGCGAGAAGCGGUGACCUCCAUCAGCAGCAGACUCCAGGCCACCGAGAGGCGCUUCAAGGAGGACCUGGCGACCCUCGAGAACCGGACGACGGAGGCGCUCAAGAAGUCCCACGCCGACCUCGACCGCCGCAUCGCCAUCGCCGGACUCGACAGCGUCCUCAUACUCAACACGCUGGACAAGCUGGCCAACAAGACGUGCGCCGCAGGAUCUCAGGACCGCAGGAGCGCCAACGCACACCAGGGGAUCCGCGGAGACACGCCCGCGCGCCCACGCCCUCACCGUACCCACGUCGAAGAGGACGCCGAAGGAGUGGCUCAGGAUGAGCUGGCAUAUUUCCCCGCCGAGGAGGAGGAUCAGGUUCCAACAAGCGGGUCCUCGGGAGAGCGUGUGAGGACCUGGCUCAUCCGUGAGAGUGGGCGGCCCGUGACCGAGGUACAGACCCUCAACCUCGGCAUGGUCAGUCGCCUUGCUUCCGAGAUCGCGAAGCAAAUGGCCGAAGGUGAUCUAGACGCCAACCAGCCCCGUGACUGCGCCGCCGUGGCCGCUGCAGGAGAAACCAGCAGCGGCGUCUACACGAUAUUCCCUGCGUCGUGCACAGCCAGGUUCUCGGUGCAGGUCUGGUGUGAACUGGAGGAGGACGACAACGCAUGGACGGUCCUUCAGCGGCGCGGCUCCAGGACCUCUGAGAUGCCUCACCCCGUCGUCGACUUCUUCAGGGACUGGGCCGAGUACAAGUGGGGCUUCGGUGACCUCGAGGGGGAGUACUGGCUGGGCAACGAGUACAUCCACCAACUCACGCAAUCCGGAGACUACGAGCUACGAGUUGACCUGUUAGACUGGGCCAACGAGACUCGCUGGGCAACCUACAAGCACUUCUCACUUAGCAACGAAGAUCACAACUACACUCUCAGCCUUGGAGAUUACGAAGGCACUGCUGGUAAUUCCCUCAAGUACCACCAGGGGGCUCCCUUCAGCACCAGGGACAGGGACAAUGACUUCAACCCCAGGGGACACUGCGCUCGGACGUUCCACGGAGCUUGGUGGUUCACUGCCUGCCACGAGUCUCACCUGAACGGGCGCUACCACCACGGGCGCCACAAGAGCUACGGCGACGGCAUCAACUGGAUGGCCUUCAGAGGACACAACUAUUCCCUGAAAUUCUCUAGGUUGAUGAUCAGGCGUACCAACCUCUAGGUGACGCGCGCCGAUGCUUGAGGAGGGCUGCGUCACCUUACAAGAGGGUUGGGGGGAGAGGGGGGGUUGUGGGAGUUAUAUGUAUAUGUGAUGGUUGUCAGUCUGUAUUGAAUUAUGUGUACGUAUAAGAGAAGGUUGUAUAUGUGGUGGUAUAUGUAUAUAUACAUGCAUACAUAUACAUAUAUCAUAUACAUACAUAAAUAAACACACCCAUAUACAUACAUACAUACAUAGACACACACACACACACACACACACACAC
Molecule: messenger RNA, 2214 nt
Organism: Penaeus chinensis
Lineage: Eukaryota; Metazoa; Arthropoda; Malacostraca; Decapoda; Penaeidae
Exons: 14
Coding region: 108-1952 (614 amino acids)
Source: RefSeq, a predicted model, not a curated record